UAAUUAAUUCGUCAAUUUUAACAUUGACUGAGCAUCUGAAGCUUAUUAAUGACUAACGAUCCCUGAACAGCAAAUGGGCCGAUAUCUCCCCCCAGUUGUUUGAAUUACAUAAUCCAGACACCUAACAAGAUAGGGUGUACCUGUUUGGAAAAUAGGAGUGGGUGGGUCUUGAACAAAAACAGUGAUUGAAACUUGGAUUAAGAUGCAAUAAAACGUAUUAUUUAAAAAAAAGGUCAGUAAUAUUAGAAUCCGCAGUUUAUACUGCAACGUGUCUUGGUAACUGCGUUUUAUGGUGCCUGUCAGUGUUUUUGUUUUUUGCAGGGUAGUACCGCCCUUCCUGGUAGAGCUGUCACUCACCAGACAGAGAGCCUGGUUAUCCCGGCUGGAGGAGCGACGCCACAGCCCAGCAGCAGCCAUUCGUGGAAAAAUAGGACGUCCUUAUCCGAGCCUCAGCCAGCCUCUGAAUCCAUACCGUCCGGCCUUUUUUCUUAAACUACUCCUCUCUGUAUUUUUAUUAAUGCGGAAUGAGUGAUCAAAAGAAAGAAACGAUGGCGACAGAAGGAGGGAAAUCAUCUGUUGGGGAUUAUGGUAAAGGCAAAACUUCUGUAUUGCAGGACGCUCAACCCUCUCCUCUGGCACUGCUCGCCGCUACUUGCAGCAAAAUAGGAGGGGCUCCAGGUGAAAACCAGGCAGGACAACAGCAAAUUAUCAUCGAUCCCAGUCAAGGGCUUGUUCAGCUGCAGAACCAACCGCAGCAGCUGGAGCUGGUCACUGCGCAGCUUGCUGGGAACGCCUGGCAGAUUGUCGCAGCAGCUCCGGCGGUAUCUAAAGAUAACAUUACACAGCAAGGGGUUACAGUGGUCACCAGUGCAGCCGGCAGCAACCAUGACAGCAUCGCCACCAGCAAGGCUAAGACCGUCACCUCCAACAACGUUACAGUGGGGCAGCAGCAAUUCCAAGUCAUUCAGGUGCAGAACAUGCAGAAUUCGUCCGGCGGCGGCGUCCAUUAUCAAGUGAUUCCGCAGAUUCAGACUUUGGAUGGCCAGCAGAUCCAGUUCAGCUCUGCAAACCCCACAGCUCUGAACGUGCAGCACGACCAAAUCCAGUUCAUACCUGCAGGAAAUAACCAGGCCAUCAUCGCUACGCCAAACAGGGCGUCGUCUGCAAAUAUUGUCACCCAGAAUGUGGCGAACCAAGCGAUACCCAUUCAAAUCAGGCCGGGGAUGUCUUUCCCGUUGCAGUUGCAGACAGUUCCUGGCGCUCAGACUCAAAUGGUGACCACCUUACCCAUUAACAUAGGCGGAGUUACUUUGGCAUUGCCUGUGAUAAACAAUGUGGCCGCGGGAGGAGGGUCUCUCCAGCUUGUUCAGCCUACUGAUGGUGGGGUCUCUAGCGGGAAUCAGCCGGCUACCACGCCUAUCUCCAGUGCUGUCAGUAGCAUACCGGAAUCUCCCUCCUGCACAACCACUGCAGCUGCGACGCUAUCGGGCAGUGACACGCUUGUGAUAAACUCCGCAGAAGCUGGACAGUACACCAACGCCUCGUCCACUUCAGAAAGUGCAUCUGAUCAAGAACCCCACAGUGUCACGGGUAAUGAGCCUGAUGGGUCGAGCCCGGUUCAGGCUAACGGAUUGCAAACGGUUCAGGACCAGUCCAGUCAGAUUCAGCAGGUGCAGAUCGUGGGGCAGCCCAUGCUGCAGCAAAUACAGAUCCACCAGCCCCAGCAACAACUGAUACAGGGUCUUUCUCAACAGGCAAUUCAGCUCCAACCGGGGCAGACUAUUCAGACGAUCCAGCAGCAGCCUUUGCAGAACGUUCAGCUCCAGGCAGUGCAGAGUCCAACCCAGGUGCUCAUUCGGGCCCCGACCUUGACACCCUCUGGACAGAUUAGCUGGCAGACCGUGCAGGUGCAGAACCUUCAGAACCUUUCCAAUGUGCAGCUGCAGAACGCAGGAUUACCCCAACAGCUUACCUUUACCCCGGUGACUUCAAACGCGACCGGGGGCACAUUUGCCCAAAUCACACCUCUUGCUGUUGGAGGUACUCCCAUUACUUUAAAUGCUGCCCAGCUCACAUCGUUGCCCAACAUUCAGACCGUCAACAUUGCAAAUCUUGGAGCUGCCGGGGUUCAAGUACAGGGAGUUCCCGUCACCAUCACAGGUGUAACCGGCCAGCAGCAGAACCAGGACGGAGUGAAGGUUCAGUCAUCUCCAGUAACAGUAGCUGUGGGGAACAUUGCAAACGCAGCGCUCAGUGCUGUCAGCCCCGACCAGAUCACACAAGUGCAAAUUCAACAGACCCAGCAGGUCUCUGAUCAGGAGGGGCAGCCAGGCAAGAGGCUCAGAAGGGUCGCCUGCUCGUGUCCCAACUGCCGGGAUGGAGAAGGAAGAAACAACAGCGAGCCGGGGAAGAAGAAGCAGCACAUCUGCCACAUCGAGGGCUGUGGGAAGGUGUACGGGAAGACGUCUCACCUGCGAGCGCACCUGCGCUGGCACACGGGAGAGAGGCCCUUUGUGUGUAACUGGAUCUUCUGCGGGAAGAGGUUCACCAGGAGUGACGAGCUGCAGAGACACCGACGCACCCACACAGCAGUGUGCUGUGACACACUGACUUUCACACUGAGCAGCUACAAACCAAGGCUCCUUUUUGACCCUAUCAACAAUGAAAUGGAAAUGGCUUCAAGGUCCUUAGCCGGUGAGAAAAGAUUUGAAUGCCCAGAAUGUUCAAAGCGGUUCAUGAGAAGCGACCACCUUUCCAAGCACAUCAAAACUCACCAAAACAAGAAGGGUGGUGCAGCCCUGGCUAUCGUCACCACUGAGGACAUGGAGGACUCUGUGAACGAUGUCCUGGGCUCCCCGCGGAUUGUCACCAUAGCCUCGCUAUCCCAGGAUUCAAACCCAGCUUCCCCAAACGCAUCGAGCAACAUGGAUGAGUUUUAAAGAGGAUUUUCUAUACCUGGGUACCAUUUUGCACUCAAGGUUGCAUACCUUUCAAGAUAUGAAAGUGGACCGAAAAUAAAAUAAAAACAUGCACAUCAGAAGAUUUUAUUAUGGUAGAUUUAAAAUUAAAUAAAUGUAUAAUAACAGAUUCUAGUAAUACUGGCAAAUGCCUUUAAUACUAGUAAAAAUAAAUAAAUAAGCACAAUGAUUCAGAAUAAUCAUAUAAAUGCAGUGGGUAUUUCACUAUAAAAAAAAGUAUUUUUCAGUAUGGCAGAAAAUCUGUUUUUAUGCAAAACAGAGUUGCCAGUUUGCACCUCUUGAUUAACUAAAAUGUUUUAAAAUAAUUGACCUUGCUCUUCUCGCUGAAAAGGGAUCAGAAAGUUGAUGGUAACAUAAAGACAUACACGGGACAGGCCAGUAUGCCUGUACUAAAUGUCUUCUGUUUAGUUAACAGAUUACAGCUUUCUUCUUUUGUUUUAAAGAAUACUUGACCGUAAUAUCCGUAAAGAGCACACAAUGAAGAUUUUUACGAAACAGUACAUCUCCUUGAAAACAUCAGUGAUGUUCGGUUUUGAAGAGAACGUUUUUUAUUAUUAUUAUUGUUGUUUUUUUUAACAAUUUUUAACUUUACCUGUGAAUACUUCAAGAAAGCUAUAAAGACAAUCUUUUUUUUUAAUUAAAUCAUGUUUACAUUAGGAUUAUAAUAGAAGUAAUGAUCUCUUAUAUCACGUUUGUUAAUCGCUGCUUUGCUCACCUGAUUUUCAGCAGGGAGAAUCUAAUUUGUUUUGCUGUUGUAUCGAUUCUUCAGCAGCUCAGUAACCAUUCUAUGAAUUAUAUUGCCUUAAUAUACUGAAAAAGAUAGUUGUAAAUUAUUUUCUUCAGAGAAAGAAGUGUUCAGCUAUCUUGACUGCAUUCCCCUGUGACGAAUCGAUGUCCAAGGUAGCAUUCCGUGUCCACUAGUGUGUCUUCAAAGGAAUGUAAAAUAUAGUGCCCAAUUUAUACUGAAACCGCAGCAAACGGAUAACUGAGGAAUAAAGGCCACUUUAAUGGCAUUUUACUUUUUAUUCAUUCCUUUUUCUUGUUGCAUUUUAUGCCACUGCCUUGCUUUGUCUUAGAGAAGGCUAAUAUAGUCUCCACGUUUAUAAUAUAAAUAAUAAACUCCAGUGUCGUAGAUGUAAGUUCGUAAAUUCUGUUAGAGUUUGGUUAUGUUCAUAUAUUGGCAGAACUAGAUGACUGUAGUACUGAUUACUUAUUUAUAAUCAUUUCAAUAUUUGCCUUUGCAAAAUGAACAGCUAAAGUGUGUAUUGUAAGCUAUCUAUUACAUUUUCAGGAAAUUAUGGGCAGCAUGUUUAUAUAUAUAUUUGUUUGUUCUUUUUGGUAUUCCAAUGAUGUCUCAUAUUUUUUGCAUUGUGGUCCGUUUUAUGCAUAUAACCAUAUCAUAAAAAUUAACUUGCUUUCUAUUAUUAUUAUUAUUAUUAUUAUUAUUAUUAUUAUUAUUAUUAUUAUUAUGUGUAAUUAAAAAAGACAUGUUUAAAAACAGACUAAUUGAUUACAAACAGUGGAAAUGUGUAAUAUUUUGUGUAACAGAUAAUCUUCCUUAAUAUUUUCUAGCAGCAUCUCAUUUUUAAAUCUUUUUCUAAAACUUGUUUUUUGUUUUUGUCACCAUGAAGAUUAAUACAUUUUCCAGUUAAUCUUCAAAGACUACCGUUCUAUUGACAUUUGUAGAAUACAAAUUUGUAUAAAGUGUUUUGUGAGCAAAAAAAAAAAAGAACAUUUAGAAGUCAUUGCCUGCAUAAUGUUUGCAAGUGACCUAAUAAACCCCUUUUAAAUUGAA
Acipenser ruthenus (sterlet) is the source of this 4773-nucleotide messenger RNA. RefSeq names its product transcription factor Sp4-like. The transcript is spliced from 7 exons. Gene Ontology annotation, molecular function: DNA-binding transcription factor activity, RNA polymerase II-specific; RNA polymerase II cis-regulatory region sequence-specific DNA binding. NCBI's taxonomy places the organism in Eukaryota, Metazoa, Chordata, Actinopteri, Acipenseriformes, Acipenseridae. Bases 525 to 2939 code for a protein of 804 amino acids. Gene Ontology annotation, biological process: regulation of transcription by RNA polymerase II. The record is from RefSeq and is a predicted model, not a curated record.